UUGGGGCAAGUGAGCAGGGCCACCAAGGCUGGUUGGAUUUUAAUUUAACGGUGAGGGGGUCGCAGCGGAUUGAAGCCCCGCUGGAUUAAUGUCGACAGGGCAGCGCAGAGUGCCACCAAGGGCUUCGACGAGCAAACGGUCCGCGCCGAGCAGAGACACCGGCUGACGGUCUCACUGUGAGCGACAGCACCGCGGAUCAGGGAAGCAGCUUUUCCAGCUAUUAGCCUGCAGCUCACACACUGUGCGCGUUGUGAGCGUUUUUCAGUCCGACAAAACACCAGGUGGAUGAAUGAUGUCUGCCGCUAGUAUUGACCCUCAGACAACGAAAGGACAAGAUGCAAGCAAAGUCUUUCCAGUGUCCGUGCAGAAUGGCUCCCUGCACCAGAAGGACGCCGUUCAUGACAAUGACUUUGAGCCCUAUCUCACCAACCAGUCUAAUCAGAAUAACAGCUAUCAGUCCAUGACAGACCCUUACCUGUCCAGCUACUAUGCCCCCUCCAUUGGUUUUCCUUACCCUCUCAGUGAGGCUCCUUGGUCUACAGGAGGCGACCCACCAAUUCCCUACCUGACACCCUAUGCCCCCCUCAGCAAUGGAGACCAUCAUUUCAUGCACGACACCGUGUUUGGGCAGCCGGGCGGACUCAGCAGCAGCAUCUAUCCUCACAGGUUUAACUUUUUCCCCGAGAACCCGGCCUUCUCAGCCUGGGGCACCAGUGGUUCUCAGGGCCAGCAGACUCAGAGCUCCGCCUAUGGGGGGAGUUACAGCUACCCACCCAGCUCUCUGGGAGGCACCCUAGUCCCUGAUGGUCAGACGGGUUUCCAUAGUGACACCCUGAGUAAGGCACCAGGUAUGAACAGCCUUGAGCAGGGCAUGCUGGGCCUAAAAAUAGGUGGGGAUGCGACUGCAAGUGGCAUGGGUGUGAAGAACGCCGGCUCCCUUGGAGGUGGCUCUGUAGCUGCAGCCGUUGCCACGGGCAACGGCGGCACACCAACUGGAAUGCCCCCUCCGAAACCGACAUCGUGGGCCGCUAUUGCUGGUAAACCUGCCAAGCUGCAGCAACAAAAGACCAAGAACAAACCUGGCCCACCCAUAGCCGCAGGAGGUCUGCCUCCACCCCCCAUGAAACACAACACGGACAUUGAUACUUGGGAUAAUAAAGGGGCCGUUACGAAGAUGGCCCCUCCUCUGCCCCCACACCACCACCACCACCACCAACAGCCCCAGCUUCACUCCCACGUUCCCAGUCUCCUGCCCCCCCUCCAGCAGUCCAUCCAAUCUGCCCAGUCCCUCGUGCAGCAGAUGACCAUGCAGGGUCCUCCACAGCAUUACCAGAACCACAACUCCGCUCCGACGCCCCAGACCCGCUGGAUAGCCCCACGCAACCGCAACUUGUGCUACGGCGGCGGCAGCUUGGACAGCGGCGGCGGCGGCUCCUCUAACGGUGGCUUCGUUGGCAACGGUGGGGGCGGGGCGGUGCCUCCGGAGCCAGGGCUGGAGUCCCACCCCGUGCUGGAGAAGCUGCGGGCGGCCCACAGCUACAACCCCAAGGAGUUUGACUGGAGCCUGAAGAACGGCCGCGUGUUCAUCAUCAAGAGCUACUCCGAGGACGACAUCCACCGCUCCAUCAAGUACUCCAUCUGGUGCAGCACGGAGCACGGCAACAAGCGCUUGGACUCCGCCUUCAGGGGCAUGAACUCCAAAGGUCCCGUCUACUUGUUGUUCAGUGUCAACGGCAGCGGCCAUUUCUGCGGCGUGGCCGAGAUGCGCUCGCCGGUGGACUACGGCACCAGCGCUGGCGUUUGGGCGCAGGACAAGUGGAAGGGGAAGUUCGAUGUGAACUGGUUGUUUGUUAAGGACGUGCCUAAUAGCCAGCUGCGCCACAUCCGCCUGGAGAACAAUGACAACAAGCCCGUCACCAACUCGCGUGACACUCAAGAAGUCCCUCUGGAAAAGGCCAAGCAGGUGCUCAAGAUUAUCGCUCAGUACAAGCACACCACCUCCCUCUUCGAUGACUUUUCCCACUAUGAGAAGAAGCAGGAGGAGGAGGAGGUGGUGAAAAAGAGCUAUGAGCCUGCCCCCAUACAGAGCCGAUCCCGAAUCGAUCAGGAUCGCCAAAAGUAAACAGAAGACGACUGUCGACGGAAAUUAGAUUUAAAAAAGGAACACAAGGACAUAAAGAAAUUUAAACGAAUAUUUUUGUUCUAUUUAAUUUUUGUUGACUUUGGCCCACGUCUAACUUUUGACCCACAAUGCUCCUGGCUCCCCGUCUUUAAGAUGUGUUCAGGGAUGAAGCUCGUUCCACCGCUUCAACAAUAAAGGAUUUUCAUGUGUUUUUAUUUUUUAGCCUUACAAAUCUCUAUCGCUACCCCGGAACUUACAUUCUUAACUAAAUAUAAGUAACCAAUAUCUGCACGUCUGCUUUUGAAGAUCUCUUGACACCAUGCUGCUGAUAUUCAGUGACUGUUCACUUUGUGGUUUGUGUGUUGGAGAAAUGUUAAGUGCUUGUAUUGGUUAAUUUUAACGAGUGAACACGACUUUAUUGACAAAUGUCUGCUAUCUGUUUGUGGCCAGUUGUAUUUUAUAUUAUCGGAUGAACAAAUUAACUUCUAUACUGCCCCUUUUUUCACGUGAGGGGUGUUUAACUUGGUUGGGAGUGUGUCCACUGAAAGUCUGUAAUCAUAGAAAUAAUCCGGCAAGGUCGUGACGUUAGGAAGCGUAAAUGUGAGGAGAGUAUCUUGAUUAAUCUAUAAACUGGUUUACAGCUGAUUCAAUUUAACAAUAAGAUGGAGAAUAUGUGGGACGUUGUCUCUCCGAGCACUAAAUUAAACGUGUAUUUUUCUUUUAUCCAGAACUGUACCUCAAAUUUAUUCUGCUGGAGAUUCAGGGAAAAGAUGUGUGUAGAGAUCAAACGCUCUUAAAGGUGGUCCCUCUCUUUCUUGUUUAAAGGAUGGAAUUACAAAUAUACUGUAUGAGUUCAGGUCUUAUCAACACAAAAUUUGCUUUCUGUCUUAUUUCCCUGUUACAGGGGCUUUUGUUUCCCCGCUCUUCAAACAGGAAGUCUCUUGUUUAUGGAUGUCUGGAGGAAAUGUAGCAUGUACUGCUUUUAAAACUCAAGCCAGGCCUGUUACUUGGAUUUUUAUUUUCUGGUUUCUUGUUCUUUCUUAACAGAAUUAUAAUCCUGGCAUCAUUUUCAUUGCUAUAACCUGUCCACAUCAUCCUCAGAAAAUGUAAGCUUUAAUGUAACGGCAUUUCUCACUGAGAUCGCCUGGAAAUGUUUAACUGUAGCAUUAUACUUAACUGAUUUAUUGUCAAGUGUAUGAAGAGCCAGAGACUAGCCUAUAUGGUAUAUGUUGUGACUUAUUUUUAAUUUUUUAAACUUGCUUGCUGUAUUGUGUGUAUGCAAGAGUGAAACAAAAGAGAGGGAGUAUGAUUGUGGAGCAAUCAGAGUUAUAUUACUGGUAUUGGAUUAUAGAAAAUUUAUGCAAAAAAAAAAAAAGGUUUUAAAGUCACCCCUGAAUUAAAUACCCAUUGUAUCAGAGGUCACUAUCACAUACUUAGAUUUGCUCAUCUCCAUUAUUAAAGAUAUACUUAUCUGUU
Molecule: messenger RNA, 3598 nt
Organism: Pseudoliparis swirei
Lineage: Eukaryota; Metazoa; Chordata; Actinopteri; Perciformes; Liparidae
Gene: ythdf1
Product: YTH N6-methyladenosine RNA binding protein F1
Exons: 6
Coding region: 290-2122 (610 amino acids)
Biological process (GO): mRNA destabilization
Cellular component (GO): cytoplasm
Molecular function (GO): mRNA binding; N6-methyladenosine-containing RNA reader activity
Source: RefSeq, a predicted model, not a curated record